This is a messenger RNA of Syzygium oleosum, 2964 nucleotides long. Its product is annotated as histone-lysine N-methyltransferase SUVR4. Lineage: Eukaryota; Viridiplantae; Streptophyta; Magnoliopsida; Myrtales; Myrtaceae. Bases 198 to 2351 code for a protein of 717 amino acids. Gene Ontology annotation, cellular component: nucleus. The record is from RefSeq and is a predicted model, not a curated record. Gene Ontology annotation, molecular function: zinc ion binding; histone methyltransferase activity; protein binding. The transcript is spliced from 10 exons.
CUUCGUCUCCCUCUCUCGAAGGCGUUAUAUAGAGAGAGACGAAGGAACAACGGCGAGCGUCCGGCCUCCUCAACGAGCGCGGCCACCGUGGUUCGUUCGUACCCUAUCGACACUCCCUCUCUCCCUGCGCACGAACUGACAAUGUAGGCUCUUCCAACAAUUGUAAGCCCUCUUUACUUCCAAGAGCGUGAAGAGUUAUGGCACCUAACCCCAAAGUAAAGGCAGCCUUUGCGGCAAUGAGGGCUAUCGGAAUCAGUGAAGACAAGGUGAAACCAGUGCUGAAGAAACUCCUGAAAUUAUAUGAAAAGAAGUGGGAGCUGAUUGAAGAAGAAAACUAUAGAGCUCUUGCGGAUGCUAUAUUCGAUGAGGAGGAUGAUAAGGUUGAGGUGCAAAAGCGAAAAAGUGCUGCAGAUGAGGAUGACUUGGAGGAAGAAGCUCAAAUGCAUGAGGUUGAACGCCCGUUAAAAAGAUUGAGGUCGAGAAACCAAGAAUCUCAGGGCUUUGCUUCUCCUAGUAAUCAAAACUCUCAAUUAGGCAGAACAUCAUUCCAGCCUAUGGUUGAGCGGCAAGAAAUCCAAUCUUCUUCAGUCCAGCAAAAUAAUAUGAACAAGGGAAAACAACCCAUUUCUCCCAUGGCUUUGGCAGUAAUUGAUAGAAACAACCUGUCACAGCUAUCUAUUACUAAAGUUAGUGAAACAUGUUCAGUAAUGUCCUCCGAUGCUUCUAUCAGAAUCAGAGACAAAGGAAAGGGGCCUCUCUCUCCUCAAUUGAUCGAUAGAAGCUCUAUACCUGAGAGGCCAUGUAAUGAUCUAAAGGAUGAGACUUAUGAUGAUGAUGAGCCCCUAAAUGAAACUCCUAUUGCAACUAUACUUCCAGAUCCAAUCAAUAAAGGAGAUUCUGCACUUGGGAAGGAGAUGAUUGGUGGAAGAGGAGGCACAGCUGUCUGCACAUCAUCAAGUGAGUAUAGGAACGACCAUGAGCUUGCUAACAUUGCAGAGGAAUCUCCUACCAACCUAGAGAUUGCCUCCUCGCCCUUGGGAGAGGACAUUCUCAAUGUUGGAAGCCGUAAAACAAACUCCAUUGUACACAGUAAUGCUGCCAAUGGAUCUCCUGAUGUUCAAGGAUCAAUUGGGGCAGCUGCACCACGAAUUCCAAGAUUGCCGGGGUCUUUAGAUGGUAGCAAUGAUCACUUGAAAAUAAACAAAAACAGUACCGCAAUUGAUUGUGCUGGAAGUCAAAGGAAGCUGUCAGAAGAACAUGGAGACACUGAUUCGCGUAGUCUGGUGGUUUUCUCGAAGAGUCAGUCAACUCCUACUGAUCUGAGGUCUCUCCAUGAUGUCAAUGACAUAGCCAAAGGAGAAGAAAGAGUAAAAAUACCAUGGGUUAACAAGAUCGAUGAUCAGUGUCCACCAUCCUUUCACUACAUACCCCAAAGCCUGGCUUUCUCUAGUGCUUCUCUCAAUUUCUCCCUUUCUGAGAUCAGAAAUGAGAAUUGCUGUUCAUAUUGUUAUGGUGACUGCCUGCCUUCACCGGUACCCUGUGCUUGUGCAUGUGCAAAUGGGGGUGAGUUUAUUUACACUGUAAAAGGUCUUGUAAAGGAAGCCUUUUUGCAGAAGUGUAUUUUUGUCAAUCGGGACCCUAAAAAGAGCCACCACUUGUACUGUCGGGAAUGCCCUCUAGAAAAGUCAAAAGAUUAUGAAUUUUUAAAACCGUGCAAGGGCCACCUGAAGAGAAAAUUUAUCAAAGAAUGCUGGAGAAAGUGUGGUUGUGGUAAACAUUGUGGCAAUCGAGUGGUGCAGCGGGGCAUAAGUUAUAAUUUGCAGGUGUUUAUGACGCCCGAAGGAAAAGGGUGGGGUCUGCAGACACUGGAUGAACUGCCUAAAGGUGCAUUUGUAUGUGAGUACGUUGGUGAAAUAUUAACCACCAAGGAAAUGCACGAGCGAAAUUCAAAGAAGGGCGACGCUGCAAAAUGUACUUAUCAGGUGCUCCUUGAUUCUGAUUGGAGCUCCAUGUGUGUGAAGGAUGAUGAAGCUCUUUGUCUGGAUUCAACAACCUUUGGAAACAUUGCUAGGUUUAUCAACCAUAGAUGUUAUGAUGCCAAUUUAAUUGAGAUCCCAAUUGAGGUGGAGACCCCAAAGCAUCACUACUAUCGUCUCGCAUUAUUCACUGCUAGAAAAAUACAGGCCUUGGAAGAGCUGACUUGGGAUUAUGGUGUUGAGUUUGAUGGCCAUGAUCAUUCUCUCAAUGCAUUCCAGUGUUUAUGUGGCAGUAAAUUCUGUCGAAACGUAAAACGCUCAAACAGUAAGUCUUCGUCUCUCUUUCUCUCUCUCAUCAGGAGAAUGAAGAUCUAAUAAUGAAAAAACCCCACCUAUAGAAUCAGCAUUCCUUAUCCUAAAGGAACAACUAGGGAUAGAGCCCCCAGAUGUGUAUACAAAUAUAAUUUCUGGUGAUAAUCCAAGCAACAACUAAGCACCAAUGGUUCUACCUUGAGUACCCUCCAAAGAGAAGGUUUGGAGGUCCUGUUGCAGUUCUUAUCUUUUUUUUUUUCUUGGAAUAGAUAGCGAUACCGUUGCUGUUUAAAUUAGUUCCUCAUCUGUUGAAAUUAAAGUUAUCUAGGAGAUUUAGCCUUGCAGACGUGUCCAAGAGACUUUGUGGCGAUUCUCCAUCAACUAAAAUUCAGUUUAACAUGCUAAGUUCCCCUUUCUAUAGACAAGGAGAUGGCGAUGUAUACCUGUGCUGGAUUCUUAAAUGUUGCAGGAUAGGCUACUCUUUCUUGAUUUUUGUCUUUAUAAGUCUAAUAGGCACUCCUUUUAGUGUAAUUAUGGCGGGGCAUUCAAAUUAUUGUGCACUAGGUAACUUCUUUACGAUGUUUAUUUUCUCGUGAUAGGCAAAUACAAGAUGCUCCAAUUGGAUAACCCUUCUUGUGAUUUUUGGGCCGUCCUGUUCCAAACAUUGUUUUCUGUG